AUGAAAACUAUGAUAAAAAAGUAUUUUGACCCGGAGCAAUACAAAUCUGAAGAGUUCAACCAAACAUUUAGAAGUUCAUGUGAGGGAUGGGACGAAAAUUCUCCGGAAUCGAUUCUGACGAGUAUGCACUUGAUGUUUGUACGAAGCUGUAGAAACUUUGUCACACCUACGGAGGUUCAGGAUAUUGCAGACCAUCGCACGUAUUUGAUGCGGCUAUUUACUCGGUUACAGGUGGAAAAUGAGCUUAUUCCAGAGCCCGGCCUCUACUUAGAAGAGUUUUUUGUAGCAUAUGAACUUCUCGGUGAAUCAAGAAGAGACGUUCUGAAUGAAGAUCUGGAUGUUUACCAACGCACGUUUCCAAGUUACGAAAAAGCCGUUCGAGCAUUUUUCAAAGAGCUUGAAACGCGAGCAUCGAUUUCAAUAGUAGCGGAUCCGUGUCCUCUACGAGCAAAGAUUUUGGCGUCGUUUUUCAAAUAUUCCCACAUUGAAGCAUAUGCAUCUAAUCUGAUAAAUCAAUUGACUGAACUGACCUUCAUAGCCAGGACAUGUGCCCAUUCUCUUUAUGAAGGAAAUCUCGGAUCGAUCGAAAAAUACACAAACCCAAUUGUGGGCAAAGUUGCUGAUAUUUCUAUGCACACAGCGGAGUUUCUCAAUGUUUCGUUGAUAUCAGCAUGGCCGUCAGCACACAAUCAGCUUCUGAAAGAACAGAUUAUGCGGAAUGUGCGGAAAGAAGGAUUCGUCGAUGACAAAAGUUUGAAAACAGUGACUGAAAUUACACGUCCACUACUCAUGAACACUGGAGUUCCCAACUACGCCUAUGAAAUGCUGAUCGUCAGAGCAACGGAAAAGGAAUAUGAUCUUUACUUCGAGGGAUUUGACAGAUACUAUUCUCUGAGAAAGAAUGUAUCUGGUUUUGAUACUAUUAUCGGACGUAUACCUCUCAACUCUACGAAUUCACAGGAUAAAUUGAAGAUAAAGGGCAGAAUGGCUCACUUGAACAAUCUUGCAUACGAUCUGAAUGCAACCAUACAAUUUGAAAUGGGUGAACUGUACAAUGAUCCGUCUCUUCCAAUGAUAGCCACUGAGCUGAAAAAGAAGAUUGGAACGCAAGUCAUCUCUCGUGAUAACUUUCAUUGCUGGGCUAUACUACGUGAGUGGGCACCAAAAUUCUGGAGUUCAUGUCCCACAAUUGAUUACUUCUCGUCAUCUUACAAUGUAUCUGAUAUGAGUAGCAUCACAGCUGUUAUUGUUCUCUCAUACUACACUAUUCUUGGAACUCUUGGAAUAGUGUUGAAUGCGACUCUUCUCUACCUAUCAAUAUUCCGGUCACCAUCACAAAUAAAAACUUAUCGGAUUCUGAUUAUCAAUUUCGCUUUGACGGAUAUGUUUUCAUCAUUCUUGAUGAUGUUCAUCGCUCCAAGGUAA
Molecule: messenger RNA, 1425 nt
Organism: Caenorhabditis remanei
Lineage: Eukaryota; Metazoa; Nematoda; Chromadorea; Rhabditida; Rhabditidae
Exons: 11
Coding region: 1-1425 (474 amino acids)
Source: RefSeq, a predicted model, not a curated record